Molecule: messenger RNA, 486 nt
Organism: Haliotis rufescens (red abalone)
Lineage: Eukaryota; Metazoa; Mollusca; Gastropoda; Lepetellida; Haliotidae
Product: sodium-dependent phosphate transport protein 3-like
Exons: 3
Coding region: 28-465 (145 amino acids)
Biological process (GO): transmembrane transport; monoatomic anion transport
Molecular function (GO): transmembrane transporter activity
Source: RefSeq, a predicted model, not a curated record
UUAAUCUGUUUCCUGGGAUUUGUCAACAUGUACACUGUGAGAUUUACCAUUGUACCAGGCAGCUGUGAUGUCAUAAAUACCACAGACUCGACCAACCAAUCAGCUGUACGAAAUGGGAUGACAAGUUGCCUCGGAUCGCACAUAUGCAAGUAUGGGGAAGAAGCCCGACGAUUGCUGGCCAGCUCUCUACUCUGGGGUGACGUCAUCAGUCAACUGCCCACUGGCGUGCUUGCGUGGAAGUUUGGCGGAAAGAUCGUAUUGUGCACGUGCAUGUUUAUUUCAGCGCUUACCACGCUUCUGACACCGUUAGCGUUUGAGACAAACAAGGAACUGGCCGUAACGUCUAGGUUCAUAUUUGGCCUGAGUCAGGGAGCCACAUGGCCAGCUGUACAGACACUCCUGGCGAGAUGGUCACCUCCUCAAGAAUCUGGUAGACUUGCAGGACUGGCUUACAGUGGUGAGUAGGUGCAUGUACACAGACAGUGA